This is a messenger RNA of Penicillium verhagenii, 2421 nucleotides long. Its product is annotated as putative LPXTG-motif cell wall anchor domain protein. The record is from RefSeq and is a predicted model, not a curated record. The coding region runs from base 1 to 2421 and encodes 806 amino acids. NCBI's taxonomy places the organism in Eukaryota, Fungi, Ascomycota, Eurotiomycetes, Eurotiales, Aspergillaceae. The transcript is spliced from 2 exons.
AUGACCUUGGUGGAAUUCUCUCGUCCAACUCGCAAGGAAAGAAUCAGUUGGAGUGGCAGUCUAGACAAUCAGGGCAUUGGAAGCUCUCACAUUCGGACCAAGCCAAGCCCCACUGCGGCCAGUCGUGAAACGCCCGCUCCUGCCACUCUGACCAGUCUGACCACCCCGACUAGGGGAGUGCACUGGACCCGACGAUCGGUUCCAAGCUUCUCUCCCAGCCUCCAAAACCAAUCAGUUCCAGAACGCCAUUCUUCACUCAGUGCGAUCGCGACUUUGUCUUCAGAUCCCAAUGCCGCGGAGCUGCCCAACCAAGAUUUCCCCUCUGCGCUCCGCCCUCAUGUAAACAGCGUCAUGCCAUCGAGCAUGGCCUAUUCCGAAACACGAACGCUGUCAAGCGGUAAUGGCCGCAGCUUGAACGCCGCCCCUCGCUUGCCUGAGAGCAAGGCCGUCAUCGAUGACAACAGACCUAAAAAUGAUGAUAUCUUCCUAAACAUCGCCAGAACUGACUCUGUCCGUAGAGAGUCGCUGGGACGGUCGGACUUUCGACGGUCUCGAGUGGGUUAUUCCAGUGGAAGUUUACGGUCGCCAACCACCCGCGACGAAGAAUACACCCCUUCCCCAGACCAUCGCCCCAAUAAUGUUGACAACCCCUUGCAUUCCCAGAAUGGCUCCUCUACCCUCCAAUAUAGCUCUGUUCCUCAUUCGCCAGCCGCAUCGGCUCAUCCACUGGAGGACACAAGUCGCUUUCGCUACUCAGGCUUGACGUCAGGUGCACGAUCUACGAUUGGCGUAACCCGAAGCCGACUCGGUCGCAUCAGCCCUGAGACCUCCCCCAGAUCCCCAGUUGUGAAUAGGGACCAUGAGCCCCGAGAGCGCCGCGCAUCUCUACAUGAGUCGCGCUUCCAUCGCAAUUCCGGCUUGUCUUCCGUCAGAAGCAGUAGGGGAUUAUCCACUUCGGAGGUCACUGAACGCGCUCAAGACGACACCGAGAAAGCGCGAGUGGAUGAAACCGAAUCUAAUCUAUCCACAACGGCUCCCUCUACCGUCUGGGAUCAAUUAGACGAUUUGAAAUCUCGUAUUCGCAAACUGGAAUUGACUGGAAAACUACCCCCGUCGUCCCAAGCAGCCAUCUCGGGGUCCAGCGAUAGACCAAGAACUGCCGCUACCACGAUGACAGCCUUGUCCACCUCUCCCAAACACUAUCGCAAAGCCAGCAGCCCUUCCAUGGAGUCAGAAAACACCGUGCAAAAUCAUGUGCAUCCUAUUUUGCAGUCGGCAUUAGCUAAGGCCAAGAUGGUUCUGAACAAUGACGUAUAUGCCACGCUAGAGGUUACGAUCGCCGAUGCCUUGGCUCUUUCGACCAUAUUGGGCGUCAGUACAGCUCCGUCGGGCUCCGUCUCGGUUGUCAAUGGAGGGUAUGGGUCCUCUGAGCGCCAUGCACGUCGCAAGGCGGAUAGUGUUUGUCGGAGUCUCACUGAACUGUGCUUGGCUUUGACUGAUGCAGAGCUCAAGAGGUGCCGACCCUCUUCGAGUCAAGGUCCGACCUCGACCUCGACCUUGCAGCCCCGGGCAAAUGGUAGCGAAGUCGAGUCGCUGAGACCAACAUCCUCGUACCGAGCCACCAGCCAUGAACCAGAGGGUCUUGAACGGCGCCCAAGUACCAAUCGCAUAUCAAGUCGGUUCGAGGCACGCAGAGCAUCAGUGGCCAAUCCAAGCCCAGGGUCUACUACGGUUGAGCCUAAGCCAGCCCAGUCGCCCAAUCUCCCUACCCCACCGAGCCGCCUUCACCGCAUCUCCACCUCACUCCGCAGUCGCAGGGCACCUGCUACCGAGGACACAGGUUUGGAGACCCCAAACCCUCACAGCCGCUCCCUUUCCCGCGCUAUCACUAUGGCUGAGAUUGCUACACCGAGUCCAGCUCAAAGUGUAUCGCCACGUCAGCGAUUCUCUUAUGGCCAAUCCAAUACCCGUUCAGCCUCCGGUGCUCAGCAAGACCAGGGCCUUGCGAUCACACCUCGCUCCCCACAGUACCCACCAACAACCCCGCAUACCCCGGCAUCGCAACCUCGAACACCCUCUACAUUAUCUCAAACUGGCAUCUCAUCUCAGUCUAGCAUCCCAUUCCGCCGUGGCUACAUGACACCUGGUGUCUAUUCCCCUGCAAUAUCGCGCUCCAACAUCCAGGCAGGAUCCCGUCGAUAUGGCCUUACACCUGGAAUCGAGCAAAACCCUCAUACCUCUCAAAUACAGCCUUUACAGACUCGCAUUAGCGUACCAUCAGGCAAAUCGGUCACCAGUUAUACUCCCAUUCAACAGCCCCGCCUCCGAACCAAUAGUUUGGGGAGUCGCAAGUUCGCCCUGAGACGACGUUCCGCAGUCAUGCCCGACGACGGUGUCAACUUAGACGAUAGCAUCGAUUGA